UGAUAAUUAUGUUGAUAUGCUAGCUAGCAACUGGAGUUUAUUUUUUGCAUUUUAGGUUUCAUUAAAUCUUCUGUCUUUUCUGUCUCGGUGUUGUGUCUAGCGAAAAUAGAAAACGCUCUGCAUGAAGGGCUGAUGGAAAACGCAAGAGAUUUGGCUGAGCGACCGUCUCGUUCGGAGCGGAGGAGGCGGGACUCGUUUGGGAUGUUCGAUGGCUACGACAGCUGCAGCGACGAGUCCAGCAGCAGCAGCAGCUCCGAGGAGAGCGAUGAGGAGGUGGGGCCUUCGCUCCCCGCCGGCCUGCCCAUCAUCAAGACCAACGGCCAGGUCUACACCUACCCAGACGGCAAAGCUGGCAUGGCCACGUGUGAGAUGUGUGGGAUGGUUGGUGUCAGGGACGCCUUCUACUCCAAAACCAAGCGCUUCUGCAGCGUGUCGUGUUCCAGGAGCUACUCGUCCAACUCGAAGAAAGCCAGCAUACUGGCUCGUCUCCAGGGGAAACCGCCCACAAAAAAGGCCAAGGUGCUCCAGAAGCAGCCUCUCAUGGCUAAACUAGCAGCCUACGCCCAGUACCAAGCUAACCAGCAGAACCAGGUGAAGACUAAGACAGUGGUUCCUGUGGAGGCCUUCGACUGGGGGCGCUACAUCGGCAGCGGGGAGAUGGCCGGGGCUCCUGUCAGCUGUUUCAAACACGUGCCCAUGGGGACGUCGUGGGGUGAUAUCUGUGAAGGCGUGAGGGUGGAGGUGCCAAACACAGACAGCGGCCUGCCCAUGAAGGUCUACUGGAUCGCGGGCAUCAUCAAACUAGCAGGCUUCAAGGCUCUGCUGCGGUACGAGGGCUUCGACAGCGACUCCAGCCGGGACUUCUGGUGUAACCUGUGUGUCCCGGACAUCCACCCUGUGGGCUGGUGUGCUGCGGGAGGGAAGCCCCUCGUUCCACCCACAUCCGUGCAGCACAAGUGCACCAACUGGAAAUCCUUCCUGGUAAAACGUCUCACAGGGUCGAAGACCCUGCCUCCUGAUUUCUCCACUAAGGUUCAGGAGAGCAUGCAGUUCCCCUUCCAGAAGCUGAUGCGCGUGGAGGUGGUGGACAAAGCCCACCUGUGCCGGACGCGCGUGGCCCUGGUGGAGCAGGUGAUCGGCGGACGCCUCAAGCUGGUCUACGAGGAGUGCUCCGACGGCACCGACGACUUCUGGUGCCACAUGUACAGCCCGCUCAUCCACAGCAUCGGCUGGUCACGCAGCAUCGGCCACCGCUUCAAACGAUCCGAUGUGUCGAAGAAGCUUGAAGGUCAAGUGGACGCUCCUGGGCGGCUCUUCGCUAAGGUGAAGGACGUGGACCAGAGUGGGGACUGGUUUAAAGACGGGAUGAAGCUAGAAGCCAUCGACCCGCUCAACCUGUCGGCCAUCUGCGUGGCCACCGUCAGGAAGGUCCUGGCGGAUGGAUACCUCAUGAUCGGCAUUGACGGUUCGGAGGCGGCGGAUGGAUCUGACUGUUUCUGCUAUCACUCUACCUCUCCCUCGAUCUUCCCUGCCGGGUUCUGCGAAAUCAACAUCAUCGAGCUCACCCCACCUCGAGGAUACACAAACCUCCCAUUCAGAUGGUUUGACUACCUCAGGGACACAGGCUCUGCGGCAGCACCAGUUCACCUCUUUAACAAGGAGGUUCCCAACCACGGCUUCCGCGUGGGCAUGAAGCUGGAGGCCGUCGACCUGAUGGAGCCCCGCCUGGUGUGCGUCGCCACGGUGACGCGCAUCGUCCACCGCCUGCUGCGGAUCCACUUUGACGGCUGGGAGGACGAGUACGACCAGUGGGUGGACUGCGAGUCACCUGACCUCUACCCUGUGGGCUGGUGUCAGCUGACCGGGUACCAGCUGCAGCCCCCCGCCGUGCAGGCCUCCAGGGAGCUGCCUGCCAGUGUGGCCAAGCAGAGGAAGAAAUCUCAGCAGUACAAAGGCCAGAAGAGAAAGCGCAAGCUUCCUAUCUGCAAGAGACCAGUCAGUCUCUCCGGUGUGGUGCUGACAGGGGGCCCCCCCAGGAACCUGUCAGGGGAUGAGAACAUGACCCCGCCCGAUUACCCGUCCCCCCCCACGCCUGCAUCCGCCGCGGGGACGGGGACAGCCCCGCCCGCCUCGGCAGGGCCGGCCCGCAGCCCUGAUGGAGCUCACGGGGCGGAGUUGCAGAUGAAGGAGGAGCCAGUCGAGGGGGACGACUUUGCCUGCCCGCAGGUGGGCGUGUCCGACCUGGAGACCAACGGCUCUGGAAGUUUCUACCUGAAGCAGGAACCCUGAGGGAGCGGACAUCCCCCACGCUCGCACCUGGGAAGGGGGGGA
Molecule: messenger RNA, 2331 nt
Organism: Osmerus eperlanus (European smelt)
Lineage: Eukaryota; Metazoa; Chordata; Actinopteri; Osmeriformes; Osmeridae
Product: MBT domain-containing protein 1-like
Exons: 17
Coding region: 133-2289 (718 amino acids)
Biological process (GO): negative regulation of DNA-templated transcription
Cellular component (GO): nucleus
Molecular function (GO): zinc ion binding; chromatin binding
Source: RefSeq, a predicted model, not a curated record